Messenger RNA from Peniophora sp. CBMAI 1063, 531 nucleotides. NCBI's taxonomy places the organism in Eukaryota, Fungi, Basidiomycota, Agaricomycetes, Russulales, Peniophoraceae. The record is from the annotation of a GenBank genome assembly.
AUGCCCACUCUCAACUUUUCUAGUAAACGCGCUGGCGAGACAGACAUCAUGGACGAGAGCGGUGAACAACGACUGUAUACCUCCAGAACGUUCAUUGCCGGCAACAUCAAGACUGCAAUCUAUAACCACCUAUUCUCUUCCGACGAGCUGGAGAUCGAAGGGAUGGACAUGAUUAACGCGGAGGGCUGUAUACAGAAGGAUGGUAGCAUGUCGACCUUCACUAUGCCUUCUGGGGAGGCGUUUAUAUGGAAGCCCGAAGCGAACGAAUUCAUGUUAUGUGACGCAAGCCAACAAGAAAUAGUGCGGGUCAAGCAACGCACCGUCAGCCUACGGUCUUCCCAUAGACGUCACAGAACGGCUUUGAUAGUUCAAGAAGACUCAAGGAACCUUGAUCAUGUCGUCGUCGUAUGUCUGUACUUCCUGUUACUCGAGGAAAGACGUGGCAUAUUUGGCGGGGUUUUUGGCGAAAGUAUGGGAACUCUAUUAGCUUCCAGAUGGGCAGCCCCUGGGUUUGGCUUUGGCAUGUCAUGA